Candidula unifasciata is the source of this 951-nucleotide messenger RNA. The record is from the annotation of a GenBank genome assembly. NCBI's taxonomy places the organism in Eukaryota, Metazoa, Mollusca, Gastropoda, Stylommatophora, Geomitridae.
AUGGCCGCACCCGUGUAUACAGAUAUGAAUGUACUUCGCCAACCGAAUCUAUCUGAUGUUAUUGACUUGGGUAUUGAAUUGGGAUUUGAACAGUUUGCCAUUAAUUAUGUUGUUUCCAGCUUGCAAGGUGGGAAAGGAAAAAAGAAUGAAAAGCUUAUUGUUCCACCACCUGCUGAAGUACUUUUAAAUGAUGAAAGUGUGAGAUCGAUCCAGAAGAGAUGUGCAUCAUUCAAGCAGCUGUCCAGGUUAACUGCUGUAUUAGAGGAUGCCUCGAAUACCCAUCGCUUGGGAGCAGCAGAUAUUCAGGCAUAUGACAUUAUUGCUGUGCAAGUUACAAAUGAAAAGACAUUUCAGCUAGCAUGCAGUACACUGGAUGUUGACAUCAUAUGCUUCAAUCUCUCAGAAAGUCUUGGAUUUUCGUUAAAGAGAGCCAUGAUCAACUUGGCAGCUAAAAGGGGUAUCCACUUUGAAAUUGUUUACAGUCCAGCUCUGCAGGAAAAUACAGUGAAGAGGAACACAAUAUCAAAUGCCAUGUCGUUAAUUCGAGCAGGGGGAGGCAAGAACGUUAUAAUCAGCAGUGGUUCAGAGCAGCCAAUAGAUCUGCGCAGCCCUUAUGAUGUUAUUAAUUUAGCUAGGCUGUUUGGACUCAGCCAUUCACAAGCAAAAGAUGCUAUUUGUAGAAACUGCAGAGCAGUUCUCAAACAUGCAGAGUCAAGAAAAACUUGCAAGUCAGUGGUGUCUGUGAUCAAAUCAUCAAACCUCUCUGUAAAAGAGCAGUGGGUCCUUCAUCAAAAAAAUACCAGAGAAGACAGUAAGAAAACAGAUGCAGACAUGGAUAGCAGCGAAGAAGAUAACACCGAAGAUGCUCAUGGAAACUUGAUGGAUUCUGAUUGUGAAGCUGAAAUGUCUGAUGCACUUGAAGAACCUGAAAAGAAGAAAAUAAAAUUGUGA